AAAUACACCCACGCGGUGAUUAAGGUUAACGGACUAAGUUAUUAAUAGCACGUUUGUUUUUCAAGUAGUUAGCAACAUUUUGACGAUUUAAUAGCUCUGCCAUAUUCCACUCAUUGGGAUGAUUCUGCCACUACGAGCCAAUCAAACGAGACUGCGGUCUCGCCUCCUGUGGAAAGUUCAAACUCCACUCGGAAAAGUGGGACUUGUCCGCUUGGAAAGUCAUAUUUAAGCAAAGAUGUCCCAGAAACUUCUCGUCAUCGACACGGACUGCGGAAUCGACGACGCCCAGGCCAUCCUAGUGGCAUUGGCAGCGACGCACGUCCGCGUCCUGGCAGCCACCUGCGUAUUUGGCAACGCAUCCGUGGACGACGUGUGCCAGAAUGUAUUGAAGGUGUUUGAAGUGGCGCAGCGCGAGCAGUUUUUCACCCAGGAGAUCCCGGUGUUCCGAGGCUCCGCCGGGCCCCUGCUCGGAACCACCGCCUCCGCACAUGACCACUUUGGCACAGAUGGCCUCGGGGACGUUUUGGAGAAUAGAGCGCCCCGAUGGGAGGAGAAAAUUCAGAAGGAACACGCGGUGAACGCCAUGCUUCGCCUGGUGGCCGAGAAUCCCAAACAGGUGACACUGGUGGCCCUGGGUCCCCUCACCAACCUGGCGCUGGCUGUUAAGAUGGACCCAAGCUUCCCUGGAAAGCUGAAAGAACUUUAUAUCAUGGGCGGCAACAUGGAAGGCAAAGGAAACGUGUCCCUGUGUGCAGAGUUCAACUUCGCCAUGGACCCAGAAGCUGCUUACUUGGUUCUAGAGGAGUACUUAUGCCCUACCUACUUGGCGACGUAUGAAUACGCCUGCAAGAACGUUUUGUCGUGGGAAUUCUUUGAGGAGCUGACGAGCCAGGACACAGCAGCGUCCCGCUUUAUGAAGACCAUCACAUCCCGCUGCUGGGCCUUCUCCCCGGAGAUCCGAAACAAGCAGCGUGGCGGUUACUUCGAGCCAGGCUUCGUCUCCUAUGACUCGUACGCGGUGGCGGCCUGCGUGGACGCCGACGUGGUGGCCGAGAGCGUGCGCUGUCCGGUGCGAGUGGAGCUACAGGGCACCGUGUGUCGCGGCAUGAUGGUGCUGGACCGUGUGGGCAGGCUCAACAAGCAGCACAGCGUGACCGUAUUCACCAAAUGCCACAAGGACAAAUUGGCGCAGAUGCUGCUCAAGUCGGUCGGGCAUCCCUCAGGGAGCCCGCACGCUGGAAAAGAAACACCCUGAUUAAUUCAACGAAUAAUCAAUACAUUAGAAGAAAAUGUCAAUACCGUACUGUAUAAAACCAAGUAAUUUUUGCUUUUUUGGUAUGGACAUUGUGGUGGUACUUUUGUGUACCUUUGCCACCAAGGGGCAGAAUAAUACAGAGAGUUUAAAAAACAGUAAAUGUACCUUCAACUUGGACAUCUAAGUUCAU
Syngnathus acus (greater pipefish) is the source of this 1445-nucleotide messenger RNA. RefSeq lists its product as uncharacterized. Gene Ontology annotation, molecular function: hydrolase activity, hydrolyzing N-glycosyl compounds. The record is from RefSeq and is a predicted model, not a curated record. The coding region runs from base 236 to 1255 and encodes 339 amino acids. Lineage: Eukaryota; Metazoa; Chordata; Actinopteri; Syngnathiformes; Syngnathidae. The transcript has 5 exons.